AUUUUAGUUUAACAUUUGGCAUAGUUUACAUAGAUUCAAGGGAGAAAGAUAGAGGAAGGAGGACAUGGAUGGUGAAAUUGAGAGGUUCAUCAAGGUAUGGAUCACAACCAUCUCAUCUCUAUGUUAUUGUUAUUACAUAGCUUAUAGAAUACCCAAAGGAUUCUUGAGACUUCUAUCAAUCCUUCCCAUUCUCUCUCUCUUUCUUAUCCUUCCAUUGAACCUCUCUUCUUUCCACCUAGGUGGCCCCACCACCUUCUUCCUUGUUUGGCUUGGCACUUUCAAGCUCCUCCUUUUAUCCUUCAACCAAGGCCCUCUUGUCUUAUCACACCCAAACAUUGUCCACUUCAUUUCCAUAGCUUCCCUUCCCAUCAACCUUAAACAACAAAACCCACAAACUGAAAAAACUACCACCCCACAAGUAGAAAGACCCAAAUGGCUUGUGCUCCUAAAAGUGCUUCUCUUGGCCAUGAUCGUACGUGCUUAUGACUAUAGAGAAAACUUGCACCCUCAUUUCAUCACAAUCCUCUACUGCUGCCACAUGUACCUUGGUGCAGAACUUGUCUUAGCCCUCAGUGCUGCCCCGGUUCGAACCUUUUUCGGUUUUGAGAUUGAACCGCAAUUUAACGAACCAUACCUUUGCACCUCCCUUCAAGACUUCUGGGGCCGUAGAUGGAACCUUACGGUUACACGUAUUCUACGCCCCACCGUAUACGAUCCCGUACGCCGUAUGUCUACGCGCUUUGUGGGUCCCUCCCAUGCCACGUCAGUUGCCGUGUUGGCCGCGUUCCUUGUGUCUGGACUCAUGCACGAGUUAAUAUAUUAUUACCUCGCACGUGUGCCUCCCACGUGGGAAGUCACGUACUUUUUUGUGCUUCACGGUGUGUGCACGGUGGUGGAGGUGGCGGUGAAGAGGGUGAUGCUCCGCCGCGGGUGGCGGCUUCACCGUGCCGUGUCGGCGCCGCUGGUGAUGGCGUUCCUGGCUGUCACCGGGAUGUGGCUGUUUUUUCCUCAGCUGUUGAGAAAUGGUGUGGAUAGGAAGGCCAUUAGAGAAUAUGCAAUUUUGGUAGAUUUUGUCAAGUCUAAGUUACCAUUACCUUUGUUUCACUCUUCAUAGUGAUCAUUGUAAAACUUACAAUUAAUCAAUUUUUCAGAUUUUUUUUUGUGGAAUUUAUUUUAAUAGUACAAAUUACAAUGUGG
Messenger RNA from Abrus precatorius (Indian licorice), 1197 nucleotides. RefSeq names its product probable long-chain-alcohol O-fatty-acyltransferase 1. The transcript has a single exon. Bases 65 to 1114 code for a protein of 349 amino acids. The record is from RefSeq and is a predicted model, not a curated record. Gene Ontology annotation, biological process: lipid metabolic process. NCBI's taxonomy places the organism in Eukaryota, Viridiplantae, Streptophyta, Magnoliopsida, Fabales, Fabaceae.